GCGUCGGGCGCAGCAGCAGCAGCCGCGGCGGCCCCGCUCCGCGCCCCCCCAUGCGAGCAGCGGGGGCCGCGCCUGAGCUCCGAGCGCUCCCCCCGUCCCCGCACCGCCCGUAGCGCCCGCACCGCCCCCGACACCCCUCCCCACCCCGGUGCGGGUGCGAACCCCAGCGCCAUGGCGUCCAACGCGGCCGAGAGGGAGAUCCUCUUCACCGACAUCCAGGGGGAUGCCAAAAGUCUUCUGGCCCCUGAGAAUGUGAGCACUAGCCAAAAGUUGGACUUUUCAGAUACGAUGGUACAGCAGAAGCUGGAUGAAGUAAAGGACCAAAUCAAGCGGGAAAUAAGGAAGGAACUUAAAAUCAAGGAGGGAGCGGAGAACCUCAGGAAGGUCACAACGGACAAAAAGAACUUGGCCUACGUGGACAACAUUUUGAAAAAGUCGAAUAAGAAGUUAGAAGAUUUGCACCAUAAGUUACAGGAGUUAAAUGCGCAUAUUGUGGUGACAGAUCCCGAAGAUGUGGCAGAUUGUCCAAGGACUCCGGAUACUCCAAACAGCGAUCCUCGUUUCUCUACUAACAACAGACUGAUGGCCUUAAAGAAGCAAUUGGACAUAGAACUGAAGGUGAAACAGGGAGCAGAAAACAUGAUACAGAUGUACUCAAAUGGCUCCUCAAAGGAUCGAAAACUUCUUGCCACAGCUCAGCAGAUGCUCCAGGACAGCAAGACAAAAAUAGAAGUCAUAAGGAUGCAGAUUCUUCAGGCAGUCCAGACCAAUGAAUUGGCCUUUGAUAACGCAAAACCUGUGAUAAGCCCUCUGGAGCUCCGGAUGGAAGAAUUACGGCACCAUUUUAGGAUAGAAUAUGCUGUAGCAGAAGGUGCAAAGAAUGUGAUGAAAUUACUUGGAUCGGGGAAGGUUACUGACAGAAAGGCACUCUCAGAAGCACAAGCAAGAUUUAAUGAAUCAAGCCAGAAGUUGGACCUCUUGAAGUAUUCACUGGAACAGAGAUUGAAUGAACUUCCUAAAAACCAUCCCAAAAGCAGUGUUAUCAUAGAGGAGCUUUCAUUGGUCUCUUCACCCACAUUAAGUCCUCGUCAGAGUGUAAUAUCUACUCAAAACCAGUACAGUACACUGUCCAAACCAGCAGCUUUAACAGGUACUCUGGAAGUCAGGCUAAUGGGCUGCCAAGACAUCUUGGAAAACGUCCCCGGUCGAUCAAAAGCCACAUCAAUUACGUUACCUGGUUGGAGUCCCAAUGAAGCCAGAUCAACUUUCAUGAGCAGAACCAGUAAAAAUAAAAGUGGGAGCAGUAGAAACCUUCUGAAAACAGAUGACUUGUCCAAUGAAGUCUGUGCUGUGCUGAAGCUGGAUAACACUGUUGUUGGUCAGACUAGCUGGAAACCUAUUUCCAAUCAGUCAUGGGAUCAGAAAUUUACACUGGAACUAGACAGGUCACGUGAAUUGGAAAUCUCAGUUUAUUGGCGUGACUGGAGAUCUCUGUGUGCGGUGAAGUUUCUGAGGCUGGAAGAUUUCUUGGACAACCAGCGGCACGGCAUGUGUCUGUACCUGGAACCCCAAGGCACUCUGUUUGCAGAGGUGACAUUUUUUAAUCCAGUUAUUGAAAGAAGACCAAAACUCCAGAGGCAGAAGAAAAUCUUUUCAAAGCAGCAAGGCAAAACGUUUCUCCGAGCUCCUCAAAUGAAUAUUAAUAUUGCCACUUGGGGAAGGCUGGUAAGAAGAGCUAUUCCGACAGUAAAUCACUCUGGCACCUUCAGCCCUCAAGCGUCAGUGCCUGCUACCGUGCCAGGGGUUGAUGCAAACAUUCCUGAGCUCACACUGCCAGCCAGUGACUCUCCUGUAGCCAAAUUGGACUUUGAACUGGAGCCUGAGCCGCCGCCUGCCCCACCCCGUGCAUCCUCCCUCGGGGAAAUAAGUGAAUCUUCCUCUGAGAUAAAGGCUCCUGAUGUGCCACCUCAGGAUGAAGUAACAACUUUUGAUUUUGAGAAUGGCAGAAAUAGUAUUGUCCCAAAACUCCAGCCUGAAAUAAUCUGUGAGCCCGAUGUUCCCCGCUCAGACAUAAAAUAUACCAACACCCGAGAGCCUGAAGAUAGAAGAUCACAACAAAGAUUUCAGUUCAGCCUGAAGGAUUUCAGAUGUUGCGCUGUCCUGGGCAGAGGACAUUUUGGAAAGGUGCUAUUGGCAGAGUACAAAAAUACAAAUGAGAUGUUUGCCAUUAAAGCCUUAAAGAAAGGAGAUAUCGUUGCUCGUGAUGAAGUAGACAGCUUGAUGUGUGAAAAGCGAAUAUUUGAAACUGUGAAUAGUGUAAGGCAUCCCUUCUUGGUGAACCUUUUUGCUUGUUUCCAAACCAAAGAUCACGUUUGCUUUGUAAUGGAAUAUGCUGCUGGCGGGGACCUGAUGAUGCACAUCCACACCGAUGUCUUCUCUGAACCCAGAGCAGUAUUCUAUGCUGCGUGUGUGGUUCUUGGGCUUCAGUAUUUACACGAACACAAAAUUGUAUAUAGAGAUUUGAAGUUGGAUAACUUAUUGCUGGACACAGAAGGCUUUGUGAAAAUCGCCGACUUUGGUCUUUGCAAAGAAGGAAUGGGAUUUGGAGACAGAACGAGCACAUUCUGUGGCACACCGGAAUUUCUCGCUCCAGAGGUGCUGACGGAAACUUCCUACACAAGAGCCGUGGACUGGUGGGGCCUUGGUGUCCUGAUCUACGAGAUGCUGGUGGGCGAGUCUCCCUUCCCUGGAGAUGAUGAAGAAGAGGUGUUCGACAGUAUUGUCAAUGAUGAAGUAAGAUAUCCACGAUUUCUGUCGACAGAAGCCAUCUCCAUAAUGAGACGGCUGCUGCGCAGAAACCCGGAGCGGCGGCUGGGAGCCGGAGAGAAGGACGCCGAGGAUGUGAAAAAGCAUCACUUCUUCAGGCUCAUAGAUUGGAGCGCUUUGCUGGCCAAGAAGGUGAAGCCUCCUUUCGUCCCCACCAUUCGAGGGCGAGAAGACGUUAGUAAUUUUGAUGAUGAAUUUACCUCGGAAGCCCCCAUCCUCACUCCACCCCGGGAACCAAGGAUACUCUCGGAAGAAGAGCAGGAGAUGUUCAGAGAUUUUGAUUACAUUGCUGACUGGUGUUAACUCCCGGACACUGUGAAACCCCGGCUGACUGGCUCACAGCAAUGCCUCUCGCGGAAGAACACCCACCCUUCCAUCGCUCUCUGUGCCACCUCCAGCUUCUGGGUUUUUAAAUCACAUGAAGAUCCUUCUAAGUACUGUUUAACGCUCUUGUGAAGAGCGGCCUCUCUGUAUAUUGUUUUUUAUCUGAGCACUGGAACGCAGGGCUAUGGAGUCGAUAAGCCGAGUUGGUGAAUCCAGGCGGUGUUAAGCUUCCCCGCCUGGGCACGCACAGAUCCGGAUUGUUCCUCUCACUCCUCCACAGCAGACAUCACUUCUCCAAGCACCUGCCUUAAGUGGGAAAAGCAGACUGGGAGCGAGGCCAGCCCUUGUCCCUGCGCAGCCACGCUGAAAUGGAAGGUUGGGAUACUGAUGGCACACACGGAACGUGGUUCCAGCAGCAGAAGGCAAAGGAUUUCAGUUAGAUAUUGUCUUGUGUGGUCUAUAAAACUACACCUUUCUAUGUACACCUCCAUCUUGUGUUCUUAAAAUAAUGGUAUUGAGAACAGAGAUGCCUUGUUUUAUAAAUUUUCUAUGGUAUUUAUUAGGAAAACUGUUAAACGCCUUUGCCUUUGCGAUAACAGCAGCGUAAGUGCUUCCAUUACACAGACAAAUCCGGACCGUUUACCAAAGCCACUUGCCAAACAGUUUUGCCUUCGAGCUUUUUAAGCAUGGCUUCAAACCCUGGUUGAUAUGAAGAAUGUAACGAGGAUGUCGCUCAGUCUAACCCCAAAGCAUCCGCGUUUCCCAGCCCCUCCGCUCCUGCCUUUCCCACUCCCGAGCACACAGAGCCAAACCUGAUCCGGCGCCCCUGCUCACCCUUUCAGAACAGAGCAGGACCUUCUCACGGGCUGCGAACACGUGGAUCGGCCGCUUGUGAUGGAUCCUGACGCCCAGGCAAGUGAUUUAAUUGUACCACUUUGUUAAUUAACACAGAGGCCAAGUGAAUGACAGCAAUGUGACAGAAACGCACGUGUGUCUGGGUGCAGCCGCUGCCCCCCAGAGCGCGGAUGGGCGCUUCCCGAGGGGAAAAGCAAUACAGAAAACCAGAAUGUAGCGCUAUUUUUGAUAAAAGCAGUGCAUGUUUUCUAACCCCUGAACACUAACACUGUACCUCAAAAGUGGAAAAGACGACCAGACACUGUGCAUACUCGCAAACCAGACCUGGCUUUGGCAGCCGGCGCUCCGUGGGCAAAGUCCUGGAAACAGCUUUCCUAUGUGGUCCUCUGCUCCCGCACCACCGGGGCUGAUUGCGUCUGUCAUCUCACAGGUCCAUCCUGGCCAGGGUUCGCUGUUCAGGGGCCGAGACGGGGAGAGGCAGCACUGAAAUGAGUUAAAACCGUGUGAUUUCAUCCAUUUGGAGAAAGGCAAGUGUGGAGCAGGGCAGAUAACGAAAAUCCUGGUGCUGGGCAGACCUGCAGGAGGAAAAAUGGUUCAGGGGCCUAAUCGAGGCACCCCCGAGCUGGGAUGGAGGCAGGGAGCUGUACCAGCUCUGCAGCUCCCCAGCCGCAGGGCGAGGCAACCUCUCAGCGUCGCUCGUUUCCAGAUUCUGAUCCAGCUGACAGCGAGGCUCUUGAGGUACAGUCGGCUCAGCCCUUCCCAGCUCCCAAACACACCCGUGUGAGCACCCAGCAGGGCGCUCCCCACCUAUGAAAGUCUCAGAAAUACCUUUUUGUAACUACAUCUUGUACAGAAAUCCUUUUUUAAUCUAAGUAAAUCACUAAAAAAAAAAAAAAAGUAGAAAAAAAAAUUAGAGGGCAGGGCCUGCUCCCGCAGUUAAGCUGAGAGAAAGCACUAAUUUUAUCUCUGUAGUUUUUUAAAUAUUUUUAGGCAGAUUAAGAUUUUAAACCCUAGAUUGUAAAUAUAUUUUGCUAUACUUUAUCUGUACGUGGCUGCUCAAGCACUUUGUAAGGAAAUUAGGAUGUUCUAGGAUGGUACACUAUGCAUUAAAAUGAAAUGUGCCUUUAACAAAUGUCAUUCUAAGUGUUUCGCAGUCAUUAAUAUCACAAAUUAAAGUUUUAA
Molecule: messenger RNA, 5187 nt
Organism: Cuculus canorus (common cuckoo)
Lineage: Eukaryota; Metazoa; Chordata; Aves; Cuculiformes; Cuculidae
Gene: PKN2
Product: protein kinase N2
Exons: 22
Coding region: 172-3129 (985 amino acids)
Biological process (GO): protein phosphorylation; signal transduction
Molecular function (GO): protein serine/threonine kinase activity; small GTPase binding; ATP binding
Source: RefSeq, a predicted model, not a curated record